This is a messenger RNA of Heterobasidion irregulare TC 32-1, 198 nucleotides long. RefSeq lists its product as uncharacterized. The annotation marks the transcript as partial. The record is from RefSeq and is a predicted model, not a curated record. The transcript has a single exon. Lineage: Eukaryota; Fungi; Basidiomycota; Agaricomycetes; Russulales; Bondarzewiaceae.
CCCCUAGAAACCACCAAUGUUCCAUGGCAAUUGAUCUUGACAGACUUUGUCACCAACCUGUCUAAAAGCAAAGGUUUCGACUUAAUCAAUAUGAUAGUGGAUAAAGGACUUGUCAAAAGGCAUAGUCAUCUGCCAUGUAAGAAAACCAUCACAGCAGAAGAAACAACCAUACUCUUUCAAAAUAACAUUUUCAAUUGA